AUGUCUUACUCUCAAGAAGAACUUAUGACUACACUUAAUGAAAAAUUAAAGUAUGGAUUUGAACUUAUAGCCCAAGUAAAAAAAAUUGAAGAACUUGAUGGUGCUAUGAAGUUGCAGAGAAAAAUUCGACAAGAGAUUGAAUUUUUAAAAAGAUUACAAAAAAGUAAAAAGGCUAAAAUAGAGCAGUUGGCUUGUUCAAACUUGAGACAUUUGAGUGCUUUGGUUGAGUGUGCUACAAGGCCGGGUGUUAUUUCUGUGUUAAAAAUGUUUCAUAUUAAUGAUGAAAAUAAAUUGUUGAUUGAUGUUAUAAGUGAUGAUGGAAAAACAUGGACUAAAGUCAUAGCUCGCAAUCCAAAAUCACUGUCAGCUCUUAGUUCUGGUAAUUCAUCAUAUGGUGCCCGAUCAAUUAUAGAUCAAGCACAAGACUAUUUGGAGUGUGCUAAACUUUAUCCAUGUAUGUACCGACCACCAAAGGUUGUCUUCGAGUUUGUAAGUGGGAUUGAAGACUCACUAGCAAACAAAUUGAAAGCACUUGGGAUUCUUGUUGAAGGUGAAAUAUUACCUGAUUUUAAACCAAGUAAAGAUGAAUCUUGGGAAUCUAGUGAUGAUGAAGGCCCUGUCAUUAGGCAACAGGACCUCAAACAAGAAAUGUUACAAAGCUUUGAUAAUGAAUCAGAAAUUAGAACACUAAAUUUAGAUGUUACUGCUAUGAUGGCAUACAUCAGUAAUAUGACGAAUGGACACUGUAAUUAUAUUUUCAAACAAGAUGUAUUGACCCAACAAGCUGCUUGGGAAGCAGAAAGACCUGUGAAGCCAGUCUUAGAAAGGCUGUUUCAAGGGAAAAUUUUAGUGUGCUGCAGGACUGCUUGGAGUGAUUUUGAAAAAAUUGUAAAUACUUUGGGUGGCCCAUUGGAAAAGAAUAGGGCAGCAAAUUUGAAGGAGGUCUUGAAAAUUCUACCAGAUGAUAGUGGAGGUGCAGAUGAUUAUCCAAGGCAUAAUUUGAAAGUGAGGGGGCAUGUGCGUUUACGUUCUAAAGUUAUAUUUAAUUUUGGUCACAGAAUAAAAGCUCUCACGGUGUCAGCAAAUGAGGGUUUUGUUAGAGCUGCUUUACAACAGGUAUGA
Parnassius apollo (apollo) is the source of this 1122-nucleotide messenger RNA. The record is from the annotation of a GenBank genome assembly. Lineage: Eukaryota; Metazoa; Arthropoda; Insecta; Lepidoptera; Papilionidae.